GUCCUGCUCCUAUUACUAGAUUUAUCCCUCGACCGACGACAUACGAGUUGACUGCGUACCUAAGGCGGCACUCCCUUCACUCGUUCUGCCCCCUAUAACCCCUUAGGUGUCACACAGGAACUCCCCUUUCUGCGCUCCGACACUCUAGCACCCAAAACACCCAAACCAUCUUUCUACUCACCCGGUCAUCCGAAGUAGUGUAGCUCAGGUUGGGUGCACAGGCAUUCUCCCAGUCCGCUAAUUCAUAAUUCGCCUACCGCGCGCCUGGAGUUAAACCUGCAAUUACUUUACGACAUUCUUCUCACUUCUCUUUGGCGGCUUUGCCCUUCCUCAGCUUCAGCUUACUCCGGUUACCUUGGUCUCAUUCAAAGAGGCUGGCUAAGCCGGGCUUAAUUUGCUUGUUACCGACCCACCGCGCUCACGGACACCCUGCACUGUAUCCAUACCUCAACUCAAUCACUCCAUCCGUCUUCCAGGCUUAGCUCGGGCUCAUCGAUCCACGCCAAAACGCUGCAUCGAACAAAUAUCCACGACCCCCCGACCGCGUUACGACACACACCUCAUUUCAACCCUCCCGCUGUCACAUUUCUCCGCGUCCCAUCCCUUUCCGGUCGGUACCUGAGCCAUUCUCCAUCUCGCACUAGUCCGAUUCGCCUUGCCUGCCUUCGCUGCCCGCCGAAGCCUAGUUCAGCCACUCCAAGCGAGAUUUCGACUCUCAGAAAAGGACGACACCUCGCCCCAGAUUCCCAUUCCCCUGGUCUCACAUAAUUCCAAUCCCUUCGUAAUUGGCAUCCGCCGACCCAGCACACAUCAUGGCCGCCAACGACUAUUACCAGAACAAACCGUUACCCCCUCCAGGAGCUUCUCCCUCGCCUGCUCCCUAUUACGGCGGUGCUGCCUACAACAACAUUCCCUCAACCAGCUCAACACCCGCUCCUCCCUACAGCUCAAUAACGCCUGCACCCGGCGCCAGCCAACCACCACCGCCGCGCGCCAACACUGUAUCCCCUUUCGAAAGCGUCUUUGACGAUCAUGUCUAUCCCGUAGACUCAACGCAGGACGGAUUUCGCCACAACGGAAACACACAGAGCCCUCAUCCUCAGACCACGAACAACAUGCAACCCCAGCGCAUGAACACGAUGAACACAGUAAACACCGCCUACUCCGGCCAUGGCCAGACGGCCUACAACAGCCACGAUCCCCACCAGCAGAACCCUUAUGCUCAGCCGGACACCGCCUACUACGGUCAUUCCACUUCUCCAGACUCGAGCAGACAAAAUGUGGCCGACGAGAUUCCCUUGCAAAGCCGGCAGCCGACGCAGCCGCACAAGGAUGUGGAGAUGAACGAGAAUGACCAUGUCUACGACGCACCUGCGGGAUCUCGUCGCUCAAAGAGUCGCCGUGACAAGAACAAGGUUGGAUUUGGUCAGCUGGGCAUGUUUGGCGCCGACAGAAAGGGUAUUCCAUGGGUCGUUUACAUUUUCACCUUGGUUCAGGUUGCAGUCUUCAUCGCUGAGAUUGUGAAGAACGCUCAACUCACCGGUUCUCCCAUCAUGACCAAGCCCUCAUUCAACCCCAUGAUUGGACCUUCCACCUACGUUAUGAUCAACAUGGGUGCUCGCUACGUAGCUUGCAUGCACAACGUCAAGGGUAUCCAAGAUCUCGGCCAGCCCAUCACCUGGCCUUGCCCGAACUCGACCUCGAGCGACGCCAGCAAUCCCUCGAACCAGUGCGGCCUCGGCGAUUUGUGUGGCUUCGGAGGUGUGCCGGAGCCUACCUACACCGACAUCAACCAGUCACCGGAACCUAACCAGUGGUUCCGCUUCAUCACACCCAUUUUCCUGCACGCAGGUCUCAUCCAUAUCGGCUUCAACCUGCUUCUGCAAAUGACGAUAGGAAAGGAGAUGGAGAUAGCCAUCGGCUCGAUUCGCUUCUUCUUGGUCUAUGUGAGCGCAGGCAUAUUCGGCAACGUCAUGGGAGCAAACUACGCCGGUGUUAUGGCUGCAUCCACAGGUGCUUCAGGUGCCCUUUUCGGCGUCAUCGCUCUCACCCUGCUCGAUCUCCUGUACUCCUGGAAGGACCGCCGCAGCCCUGUGAAAGACCUGAUGUUCAUCAUGUUGGAUGUAGUCAUCUCUUUCGUACUGGGUCUACUGCCAGGACUCGACAACUUUGCCCAUAUCGGUGGCUUCCUGAUGGGUCUUGCGCUCGGCAUCUGCGUCUUGCAUUCGCCCAAUUCAUUGAGACGGCGACUUGGCGCGGAGGAUCCAUCAUACGCAUCCAUGCAUCUCACUCCCAACCAGGGUGGCCCACCGCCGUUCUUGAAGAAUCCCAUCGGUUUCUUCAAGGGCAGGAAGCCACUCUGGUGGGCAUGGUGGUUGGUCAGAGCCGGCUUCUUGCUGACUGUCAUCAUUGUCUUUAUCGUCCUGCUCAAUAACUUCUACAUCUACCACAACACUUGCAGUUGGUGCAAGUACCUCAGUUGUAUUCCUGUAAACAACUGGUGCGAGCUUGACAACUUCAAAAUCACUUCAUCAUGAAGAGUUGACAUCAUAGGAGGAACGACCCAAUUAAUGCUACGAAAGUUUGCAUUGCACUGGUUUAUGGACUUUGGCAAGGGUGAUUCAUGAUUUGCAUUGCUCAGCGACGGCGUCCCGGUUCACGAUGGGUAUUUUUUAUGAAAAAAGAAGGAAAGGAUCCUCUCCCAUACGUCCAACAGAGACAAAUCGUCUUCAUAGGUAGAGCCACACACAUAGCGCUGCGGGGGUCUGCCAGGGUUCUUUCUAUUCGCUGCCGCUGACCGACCAACCGUCUCGGCAUCACGCAGUCGCAUCGUCCUGGACGUUGUGUUGACGCCCCUGGUUUACCCCGCACAUAUCAUUCGAUGGGCUGCACGAGGUUUACGUAUUUAAAACUCGGCCCAGUCCUAAUAUGAAAACAUAAAUGAACGCUCUUUCCCCAUGGUUUUCUGUGUCAAGUUGGUUGCCCGUGUGCCGUUGAGGAAGUAAAUUGCCAUGGGCGCGCCCACAGACGCAUUACCAAGAUACCCCGUUACGUCGCCUUACGUCAAAUGCUGUCCUACCACGCCAAAGCAGAGGUUUCGGAAGUUGAUUGAGAGUAAGUUUGCGUCUCUUCAUUCCUACCAUGAGUUUCUUGGCAAUCUCUUGAUGAAUCCUAUUUGCAUGGCUUAGCUGAGCGGUCGUGACAAACCGCCGUUGAUGCCUCUUAGAAUGGAUAUCUGAAGACAACUGCAAGCGAUAUCGUCUCUCUUUCUCCUGUCUCUUCACGGCGAAAUAAGAGCGGCUAUUUGCCUUGCGAGACUAUGUGCCACCAUGUUGCUCUAUUUGAAUCACUUGUACUGUCGAGUUCAUUAUAGCUAACAGGGACCAUGUGUAGAAUGCAAUGACAGCUGAGCAGUCAUUUCUGG
Messenger RNA from Colletotrichum scovillei, 3424 nucleotides. RefSeq names its product rhomboid family protein. The coding region runs from base 813 to 2537 and encodes 574 amino acids. Gene Ontology annotation, biological process: proteolysis. Gene Ontology annotation, molecular function: serine-type endopeptidase activity. NCBI's taxonomy places the organism in Eukaryota, Fungi, Ascomycota, Sordariomycetes, Glomerellales, Glomerellaceae. The transcript is spliced from 3 exons. Gene Ontology annotation, cellular component: membrane. The record is from RefSeq and is a predicted model, not a curated record.